ACGGCGCAACUGAAACAUCCACGCGUUUGUACCGAGGAUGGCUGUCUGUUGGGUGCACCCAUGACCGAUACGACGAACAUCCGGUUUGAUGCAUUCGUGGGCAUACCGUACGCCAAACCGCCGGUUGGAAAGCUCCGCUUUAGGAAACCGCAACCGAUUGAACCUUGGACGGAUGAUUACAAUGCGACCGAAAGCAAACCGGCCUGUUUGCAAAGAGCAUUCCUGCUUCCCGAUCAACCUGUCGUCGGAGAUGAGAAUUGUCUCUACCUGAACGUAUACCGUCCGAAAUACAACGAUACCGAACCGCUUCCAGUGAUGGUGUUCAUCCACGGCGGAGGUUACUUCUUCGGGUCUGCUGAUCCGCAACUGUACGGACCGGAGCGCAUAUUGGCAACGAAGAAAGUCAUGCUCGUCACGAUGCAGUAUCGGCUGGGAGUGUUUGGUUUCCUUUCUACCGGCGAUGCUCAGGCAACGGGCAACUACGGGAUGCUCGACCAAGUGAUGGCCCUCAAAUGGGUUAACCGAAACAUUGGUUUCUUCGGUGGUGAUGCGAAGUCAGUGACACUGUUCGGGGACAGUGCCGGCGGUGCCUCGGUGCAGCUUCACACCAUGAGCCCACUCAGUGUGGGAUUGUUCCAGCGUGCGAUCAUUAUGAGCGGCAGUGCUCUAGCAGUGUGGAGCCUGCCGAUUGACGAUCCGCUUGCAUUGGCACGCAAACAGGCGAAACUGGUAGGUGUGUCCGAAGCGGAUGAGCUCACGACAGCCGAGCUGGUGGAUGUGCUGCAGUAUCUCGAUGCGAAGGUGCUUACCGCCAGUAUGCCGUUUCUUCGGACUUGGUUCGAGCAUCCGAUCGUGAUGUACCGACCCACGAUUCAGGGUGCUUUUGUGCCUACGGAGGAACGCUUUUUACCGGACGAUCCUAGCAAGCUAUGGGCUGAAGGACGUUACAUGGACAUUCCCAUCAUGAUCGGAAUGGUUCCGAACGAGGGUGCAAUCGUAUCACUUGCCAUACUGCACAACGAAACGAUUCGGAAACAGUUCAAUGACAAUCUGAACGAACUUCUAUCCCCUGUAGCAGCCCUGAAUGCGACAUCGAUGGUUUUGGAGCAACUUAAGGGACGCUACUUCCCGGAUGCCCCCGACAAUAACUGGUUAAAUGAAGAAAAUGGCGAUCAGUUCACGAAGAUGAUGUCAGAUGCGCUCAUCAAAUAUCCAAUAAUAAAAACGCUCCUGGCGUACACCAAUUCCAACGAAACAAGCUGUCGCGAAACUACGCUUUAUUCGUUCGAAUUCGUUGGCCGACACUCGUUCUCAUCGUAUUACAUACAAUCAAAUGCAAGCCAUGGUGUUUGUCAUGAGGAUGAUGUGCAAUACCUGUUCCGCAUGAUCGGUCUCUUUCCGGACUUUCCGCCAGAAUCGCCAGAGGCCGAAAUGUCCACCGUAUGGACCGAAUUUUUGGUCAACUUUGCCGUCGAUGGAACGACCCAAGAUUCUGCCGCUUCAUGUAAAAAGAGCAUCAAGAUGGUAAAGUUUGAAAAUGCAAAAUCAUUGUCAGAAAAUACGCCAUCAUCGCCCCCGUUUGUUUCGGUGUCGAGUGGAAGCGGAUUGAGUGAGGAGCUGAAGACCAUGCAUGACUUUUGGAAUAGCAUUUAUGGUGCUUCUUACAUCGCGUACCAUUAA
This is a messenger RNA of Anopheles marshallii, 1680 nucleotides long. Its product is annotated as juvenile hormone esterase-like. Bases 61 to 1680 code for a protein of 539 amino acids. The record is from RefSeq and is a predicted model, not a curated record. NCBI's taxonomy places the organism in Eukaryota, Metazoa, Arthropoda, Insecta, Diptera, Culicidae. The transcript is spliced from 4 exons.